Messenger RNA from Mauremys reevesii (Reeves's turtle), 1153 nucleotides. RefSeq names its product armadillo repeat containing 7 (gene ARMC7). The transcript is spliced from 4 exons. Gene Ontology annotation, molecular function: protein binding. Bases 173 to 745 code for a protein of 190 amino acids. Lineage: Eukaryota; Metazoa; Chordata; Testudines; Geoemydidae. The record is from RefSeq and is a predicted model, not a curated record.
GGGCCUGGGUAGCAGCGUGGCAGGUCCCGUCCUGGGUCCCUGCCCGCCCAGCCUGUGCCCUGCGCACGUGGGCCCCUGCCGCGCUGCUGGGCUGAGAGCUGCGCCCCACAGGCCCCGACCCCCCGCUGGCGCCCUCGGCGCAGCGCCUGGGACAGCGCCGGAGACGGUCACCAUGUCCCAAAAGCAGCGGGAUCUGCUGGAACUGGGGCGGCUUGAAUACUUACAAGCGCUGGUCACCGAGUUCCAGGUAACAGAGAGUCCAGAAGCCAAGCAGCAAGUACUGGCUAAUCUAGCCAACUUCGCCUACGAUCCCAAGAACUAUGAAUAUCUCCGACAGCUUCAAGUCCUUGACCUGUUCCUGGAUAUGCUCACAGAAGACAAUGAGAUCCUUGUGGAGUUUGCAAUUGGGGGUCUUUGUAAUCUCUGUCUGGAUAAAACAAACAAGGACUAUAUUUUGGAGGCAGAUGGGGUGGCACCUGUAAUAAACUGCUUAUCCAGCUCAAAUGAGGAGACCGUGAUGUCAGCGGUGACUACUCUGAUGUACUUGACCACACCACAGUCUCGCCAACAGACCACAGCGCUCCCAGUGGUGGAGUGCAUGCUACGUUUCUCCCUCUCAGCUAACAGGAGGCUAAGCAACCUAGCAAGGGUCUUCCUUGAGGAUUACUGCUCUCCUGUGCAGGUGGAGGAAGCCAGGAACCUGAGCAAACAUACAGCUGUAGGGAUCCCGCUCCCAAAGGACUGAUGUUAUGCAGAGCAGAUGGAGUAGUUUAAGAUUAUUAUUGCGUGAGAAGAAAUAUUCUUGACUCCAUCUUUAGAGCCCCCUCCACCUGCAGGAUAGGUCAAGAGGCUGGUGAAACUAGUGAAAGACAUUCCUAAAAAUCUGCCUCGGUUUGAAAGGGGCAGGUGGGGAGCCGGGACAUGAGUCCAGAAGCCAAGAUUAGCAGCUAAACUGCUACAAAACAAAUCAUGGCUGUUAAAGAGCAGGACAAGCGACUCCUGAACCAUCAUCCAAAUAACCAUUUCUGAUGUUACCAUUUCCAGUGUGGUUGUCAGGUAAUGUAAACCCAACACAAUUCUUUUACAGCACCUUCACCCUAGCUGCAGCUAUUGCUGCCCGUCCUCUCAAUUAUAGCUUUGAAACAUGUUUAAA